Messenger RNA from Rhodotorula graminis WP1, 1671 nucleotides. RefSeq lists its product as uncharacterized. The transcript is spliced from 8 exons. The coding region runs from base 1 to 1632 and encodes 543 amino acids. The record is from RefSeq and is a predicted model, not a curated record. Gene Ontology annotation, cellular component: membrane; endoplasmic reticulum. Gene Ontology annotation, biological process: protein localization to plasma membrane; GPI anchor biosynthetic process. Lineage: Eukaryota; Fungi; Basidiomycota; Microbotryomycetes; Sporidiobolales; Sporidiobolaceae. Gene Ontology annotation, molecular function: glucosaminyl-phosphatidylinositol O-acyltransferase activity.
AUGGGCUACAAGGAGGACAAGGAGGCCUUUGUGUCGCAUGCCACCGGCGGCACCGUCUCGCGCAUCAACGCCGUCUCGCUCGUCGCAGUGACCUCGUACGCGUUGUGGACCGUCGCACACCGCCGGUGGCUCGCCAACCUCUCGUCGAGCGACCCCACGGUCCCGCUCGUCGAGUUCACCAUCCUCGUCCUCCCCCUCCUCCUGUCCCUCACCGUCCUCUCGUCGCACCCUUACGUCGUCAACCUCGUCCUCACCCUCUUCGCCGCCCUGUGGUCCCGCCUCCCCGAGCGCGAGUCCCUCACGCCGCCGCUGUCGCCCACCCUGUCCAAGAAGGGCUCCAGCGACGACGACAAGCGGCGCUGGCCUGCGCCGCCGCAGCCGUUCGCGAGACCGUUCGUGACGAGCUACCGCGCCGUCAUGAUGGUCAUGACGGUCCUGUGCAUCCUCGCCGUCGACUUUCCGGCGUUCCCGCGCGAGUUUGCCAAGGCCGAGUCAUGGGGGACCUCGCUCAUGGACCUCGGCGUCGGGUCCUUCGUCUUCUCGCUCGGCCUCGUCGCCGCCCUGCCGUUCCUGCGCGAGGCCGCCCUUCCUCGCAGCGCCUCGACCUCGACCCUCGCGAGCUACUUGGCGUCGCUCGCGCGCACGGCUCGCAAGACGGCGCCACUCGUCGUCCUCGGUCUCGUCCGCGUCGUCAUGGUCAAGGGCGUCGACUACCCUGAGCACGUCACCGAGUACGGCGUGCACUGGAACUUCUUCUUCACGCUCGCGCUCCUGCCCGUCUUUGGCGAGGCCGUCGCACGCGUCGCGGUCGCUCGAGCGUGGGACGUGCACGCCGCCGGGCUCGGCGUCGCCUUUUUGCACGAGGUGCUCCUGCGCAUGACGGGCCUGCAGCGCUGGGCGCUCGAGGCGCCGCGCACGAGCCUCGUGAGCCAGAACAAGGAGGGCCUGACGUCCUUCCCUGGGUACCUCGCCAUCUACCUCGUCGGCCUCGCGACGGGCCUGUACGUGCUCCCGCCCUCGCCUUCCUUCUUCCGCCUGCACGCGCUCCCUCCCUCGGCCUCGUCCCUCUCGUCCUCGUCGUCCACCUCGGUCGCCGAGCAGCGCCGCCUCGCCGACAAGCGCGCCAAGGCGGCCGACCCGAGCCGGGCGCGCGAGGGCAAGCGCGCAGAGUGGCUCGCGAGCGCCGCCGUGUGCUUCUGGGCCGCGUGCGCGCUCGUGCGGCUCGCGACGCCGGGAGGCGUGUCGAGGAGACUGGCCAACGCGCCGUACGUCCUGUGGACGGCCGCGUUCAACACGUCGUUCCUCGUGCUGUACCUCGCCGUGCACCACCUCGGCGGCUCGACGGCCUCUCGAGCGUCUGCGGCAUCGUCCUUGUCCCCGAGCUCGGCAGCGAGAGCUGCAUCGCCGCCGAGGGACGGCGCCGUCCUCCCGCCGCCGAGGCUGUUCAGCGCCAUCAACAAGAACGGCCUCGCCGUCUUUCUCGUCGCCAACCUCUUGACGGGCCUCUGCAACGUGUCGCUCUCGACGCUGUACGCCUCGGACGCGGUCGCGGUCGCGGUCGUGACCGGGUAUGCGGCGAGCGUGUGCGCCGUCGCGUGGCUGCUGAGGAGGACGAGGGUCAAGCUUGGGUAGCGUGAAGAGGGCGUGCAACUUGGGUGCUCUUUCCUGCUC